This is a messenger RNA of Vigna angularis (adzuki bean), 1323 nucleotides long. RefSeq lists its product as uncharacterized. Lineage: Eukaryota; Viridiplantae; Streptophyta; Magnoliopsida; Fabales; Fabaceae. The transcript is spliced from 4 exons. The record is from RefSeq and is a predicted model, not a curated record. The coding region runs from base 186 to 1103 and encodes 305 amino acids.
UUCCGAGCCUUCGAACUCUAUUAUCCGUUGCUCUUAUUUAUCCUUCAAGCCUAAGCACUUGUUCUGCAUUCACCACACCUUCUUUUCUUUCCUUCCAUGCAAGCAAAACAACACUCUUUUUUACAGUGAAAGAAACCCAGCUGAAUUGAGUUGUGUUCCUGUAUUGUAUAGUGGUUCAGAUUUUCAUGAUGUUGUCUGCAAAAUCUGAAUCGGAUAUCACAAGUUUAGCUCCUUCUUCACCUUCGAGGUCUCCAAAGCGUCCUGUGUACUAUGUGCAAAGUCCUUCGAGGGAUUCUCACGAUGGAGACAAGUCAUCUUCAAUGCAGGCUACUCCAAUAUCAAACAGUCCAAUGGAGUCUCCUUCACACCCUUCGUUUGGGCGUCACUCUAGGAACUCUUCUGCGAGCCGUUUUUCAGGGAUUUUCAGGUCAUCUUCUGGAAGGAAAGGUAGCAGGAAGAGAAAUGAUAAGGGGUGGCCUGAGUGUGAUGUGAUUUUGGAAGAAGGUUCUUAUCAUGAGUUUGAUGACAAGGGUUUCACAAGACGCUUCCAAGCAUUGAUUGCCGUGUUUACCUUUGUGGUUGUUUUCACUGUGUUUUGCUUGAUCAUCUGGGGUGCCAGCAGACCUUAUAAAGCAGAAGUUAGUGUCAAGAGUUUGACGGUGCACAAUAUGUACAUUGGAGAGGGUUCAGACUUCACAGGUGUGAUCACAAAAAUGAUGACAGUAAAUGUCACUUUGCGCAUGAGCAUCUAUAACCCUGCUACGUUUUUUGGAAUUCAUGUGCACUCCACACCCAUCAAUCUUGUCUUCUCAGACAUCACAGUUGCCACAGGCCAACUGAAGAAAUACUAUCAGCCAAGAAAAAGUCACCGCAUUGUAUCAGUGAACGUAGAGGGUGCAAAGGUUCCUCUCUAUGGUGCUGGAUCCACCAUAGCUGGUGUUGAAGUUCCACUCACAUUGAACUUUGAAAUCCGAUCACGUGGCAAUGUGGUUGGUAAACUGGUGAAGACAAAGCACCAUAAGCAAAUCACUUGCUCCUUGGUCAUCAACUCUUCCGGAUCAAAACCUGUCAAAUUCAAAAGGAAUUCAUGCACCUACGAAUGAUGAAUGUUCAUUUUCAUACAGUUGUAAUCUGUUUUGAAACUGUACCUUAAAAUUGCAUAAUCUAUGGUCUGUGCCUGGCUUCAGAUUAGAAGGUUCGUUUGGUUUGCAAGAGAUGUAAUAUAUGCAGAUGAGAAAAUACUUUACAUACAACCAUUGCCCUGAAUCCCUUCUGUAGUUUACUGUCAUGAGCAUUGUGCCAAUAAAUGCAUGUAAAUUUGAA